Messenger RNA from Heterobasidion irregulare TC 32-1, 427 nucleotides. RefSeq lists its product as uncharacterized. Bases 98 to 421 code for a protein of 107 amino acids. Gene Ontology annotation, cellular component: mitochondrial matrix. Gene Ontology annotation, molecular function: ATP binding; protein-folding chaperone binding; protein folding chaperone. The record is from RefSeq and is a predicted model, not a curated record. Lineage: Eukaryota; Fungi; Basidiomycota; Agaricomycetes; Russulales; Bondarzewiaceae. The transcript has 4 exons.
ACUCGUCCAGUCACAAGUCACCAGCACCUCCUCCUCCACUUCGCCCAAUCUCCCUUGCUCAUUUCCUUCUAAUUCUUGCUUCAUUUGCAUAACUGAAAUGGCUGCCCAGGCAACUUUCAAGUCUAUCAAGUCCCUCGUUCCUCUGCUCGACCGCGUUCUGGUCCAGCGAUUCAAGCCAGAAGCGAAAACCGCGUCGGGUAUCUUCCUGCCAACGUCCGCUACGAGCAGCCCCCUUCCUGAGGCGACCGUGAUCGCGGUUGGUCCCGGCGCGCCUGGCAAGGACGGCAAGAUCGUGCCCACGUCGGUCAAGGCGGGCGACCGGGUGCUCCUUCCCGGCUGGGGCGGUAACUCGAUCAAGGUCGGAGAGGAGGAGUAUUUCCUGUUUAAGGAUGCGGAGAUCUUGGCUAAGAUCCAAGAGUGAGCGUGU